GUGUAAGCGCCCAUGUUGUGGUUGAAGCUUUGAAGGAAAGUGACAAUCGAAGGAUUACAAGCAGCGUGUUUUGUCGAGAAUUCACAAAGGUGCGCUCGGCAAAGUAUUCCAUUGGGUCUUCACGCUCCUCCCAAGAAGCCAGCAGGUUAACACGCUUGCUUCGCGUUAGGUAGCCUUGUGGUCUUCAUCUACUUACUCUCUUGCAGCUGAAGGUUCGCAUUAUCUCUCUCUCCCAUGUUCUCCUGACUCUCCUACAUUGGUGCUCAAUCAUGAUUCACCCAACGCAGACCACUCACACCCAGGUCCCGCCGCAGAAGUCUACCGCUGUCCUUCGCGGUUCUCUCCCAUUUAACGCGACGAAGCGUAUCGGAAUAAGAACCUUCACACCUGCAGCUGAACGCCUGACACGUCGCUCACCCGCAGUUGUACACCAAGAGCGGUUCACAUUCUGCGAAGACGAUCUAGUGGACGUUGACCCUACAGAUUUCUCAGACGCAUCUGCCUGGGAACUGCAACUUGCAUCCAGAUUGCCUGUAUCUCCACCAUCUCCCGGAUUCCGCUCACUGCUCUCUCGAUCACGGAGCUCUCUGACUGGCCUCAAGAGCUCUCGAGGUCAACCAGGAUUAGAUAAAACUAUUCGCAACAAGUUCAAGUCUCGUCCUACUAGACGUCAAGCCGACGACUAUAACAGGGAUAAGAGCGGUGCUCUUGUCCUUUCCCUGCCUAACGUUCAGGAAGUUUCUUCCGACGAAGAAGCAUCCGUUCACGCAGUCACAGACGAUUCCAGCUCACAUUAUUUUGAGCCCACGGGACUUUCGCUUGUCCCAUACUACACAAAUCCCAAGCUUGCACCUACCCCUCCAGUAACUGUUGCCCAGGAGGCGGCUCUUGAUCCUAACUCUAUUCCUCCUUCUCCACCUCAUUCAUCCGUUCCCACUCCCACAACCGUCUCUUCUUCAGCCUCGCUUUCUUCCAAGAAACUCGGGACUGUGCGAAAAUCUGUCAAGCGCUUCGCCUCUCUCACAAAAGGAAACUUCUUCGCAUCCAGUAACCCAGCUCCGGAAGUUUACCAGAUCAUCCGGACGCCAUCCACAAACAACGAGGCGCACGAUUUUUCAUCACCAGAUUCGAAAGAAUCUCCUCAUAUCCUUCCAGAACUUUCGUUCGAUACUACUCCGCUAUCGGUCCUAAUCCACGAGGACCAGGACAUUAAAGAAUCUCCUAUAGAAGACGGAGAUCCUGUACAGUCGCUCGAACAGCCUGUACCUGAACCAAGUACACGCUUGCCACUCAUCAAAUACGAUCUAGUUGACCCGAAGGAACUUACUGCUUCCCCUGCUGUCUCUUUUGCUACAGGGUUCACGCCAGCUGCUACUCCAUUAUUAGUCCCAUCACCCUCUUUCCUUUCUCGAAACGUCGGUGAUUUUCAGCUGCCAGUAAAGCAGGAGCGCCCAUUGUUGCGCAUACACCCUCCAUCACCUGCGCCACUUCCCAUUCUUCCAAGGGGAUUGCUUGGAGCACCGUGUUUGUUUGGUCCUGAUAGUUCUGAGUUCAAUUCAGACCGCCUCAGCUCGUUUGGGACAUCCCAUUCUACUGGCUCGUCUGUUACUCUUUAUUCCAGUUCAAAGCCAGUAUCGUACGUAAGCGAAGGCUCUGCUCGGUCUCGCCCGCAAUCCGUGAACCGCGCGUCGAUAAUCGGUUUCCGGCAGUCGUUCGUCGACAACCGCAGAAGUGUACAAUCUUUCAUAACUUGUGCGUCGCUGGUCUUCCAAGAAGACCACGACAGUGCCAUCUCCCUCGUUGCCGACGAAGAGAAUUCUGCGAAGCCUCGUUUCUUCCUUCUUCUCCAUCCUCCCUCGCCUGAAGGAGUCCCAUCUCUUGAGGUCCCUCAAAACAGCGUUCGGCAAUCCCUUUCUCCUCUUGAUAUCUUUGAUACCAAUAACCUCUUCACUCAUACCCCAGAUAGUUCUUCACGUUCAAGCCUCCACGAAGCUCACGAAGUUACAACUACUAACAAGACUUACGAGCGUUUCAUCCCAUCCAACCGCUCUCUCUACGACAACGACCGUUUUCCCCUUCCCAACUAUCUUCUUGCGCUAGCCCGAAGUAUCAUCUCGAGUGACUGGAAAGAAAUUAGGAACAUGGCCGCAAACCCUCAAGGCAAGCCAGCAGAUACCGUUGAUUGGGGUGAUGAAGUCGACUAUUCUGGAUUCGAAUGGUUCAAAGACCCGCCACAAAGACCGGAGCAACAGCGAGGAGCCCCUGAAGAACCGUUCGUUCCUGACCCCGAUGUCAUCGAGAAGAACGACAUGUUCGACACUGCCUUGAAGGCCGCUCCCAGCGUGCUCUACGGCCGUUAUAAGCAGUAUGGCCAGCUCGGCGUAUUGGCGUGGUGCUCAGAAUUUGGCGAAAUGAUCGAGGAUCUCAAAGGAUUAGGUUUCAAGGGCUCAAUGUUUGUGUCAACUCGAAAGCAAGCUCUGGAUACGUGCGAAAAGAUCCUCCAACUUGACAUGAACAUCGAGAUGCAAAUCAUUGUUAUGUAUCUCUCUUCACAAGUGGCUCGUCUGCGACGAUUCCUUGAUGGAGAGAAGGAGUGGAAUGAUUAUCCUAAGCCCUCUUUCCCUCUCAACCCUUAUGACGGUGAAUCAUGACAUUGACUCCUUUUGACUGCAUGUAUUAUUUAUGUAGCGCCCCUGCAGUGUAUGUUGUACGCACUUUCGCAUUUUGGGUCAGGAUCUUGCGGUUACGAUUUAUGUUCAGUGGUGUUUAUUCUUGUCUUUGUAGCAUAUCAUGUUCGGGUUUCAUCUUUACACAUGGUUCGUCUUCGGAAUGAUAAUUUGGUGUAUGUUUCUGCUAGUGUC
This is a messenger RNA of Somion occarium, 2861 nucleotides long. NCBI's taxonomy places the organism in Eukaryota, Fungi, Basidiomycota, Agaricomycetes, Polyporales, Cerrenaceae. The record is from the annotation of a GenBank genome assembly.